AUGUCUGCACCUCAUCAUGAUUACAGUCGACGAAAAGAUUCCAACUCCAUAGAGGGCUCCUCCUCCUCCUCCCGAUCCAAUCAACAACAAGCACCUCAACCUCUUAGCCGAUAUGAGUCUCAGAAACGCCGAGACUGGAACACUUUUGGCCAGUACUUGAAGAACCAAACACCCCCAGUCUCUCUCUCUCAAUGCAACUGUAACCAUGUCCUCGAUUUCCUUCGCUACUUGGACCAGUUCGGGAAGACUAAGGUUCACUUACACGGGUGUGUCUUCUUCGGGCAGCCUGACCCUCCUGCCCCGUGCACGUGCCCGCUUAGGCAGGCAUGGGGCAGCCUGGACGCGCUGAUCGGCCGCCUCCGUGCGGCGUACGAGGAGCACGGAGGGUCGCCUGAGACGAACCCUUUUGGGAAUGGAGCUAUUCGGGUUUACUUACGUGAAGUGAAGGAGUGUCAGGCUAAGGCAAGAGGGAUUCCAUACAAGAAGAAGAAGAAGAAGAGAAACGGUCAGCUUAAGGCAAUUAACGACGAGGCUAAUAAGGGUUUGAAGCAGAUCACUUCUUAA
Molecule: messenger RNA, 564 nt
Organism: Prunus armeniaca (apricot)
Lineage: Eukaryota; Viridiplantae; Streptophyta; Magnoliopsida; Rosales; Rosaceae
Source: the annotation of a GenBank genome assembly